ACGCUUUAGAAAUUCGAGGAAACUCGAACAGUUUGGCGAAUUCUUUCUUUAGAGAUAAAAUAUGGAACAUAUCGAAUAUAACCCUUUGCUGUUACAUGAAUAUUGAUAUAGAUUGUUAUAUGAUUUUUAACUCUGUAUAGAAAAAAAUUCGAUGUUCAGUAUUCACCAGGGUCAGAAAAAUAGGAAAAUAGAGAAUAGAUCUAAAGUUGUCACUUAAUCUGCAAGAUGUUUCCAUAGCUAAAUGCUAGUUACUAAAAAGUACUACUGCUUGUCUGCCUCGUAGGGCUUCUAUGGAAAUGUUCAGCAUAUGUCAGCACUACACUUGAGAGAUGAUAGGGGUAUUCGGCUGGGGCAGAAGUAAUGAUGGACAACUGUCUAUCGGAGUUUCGGAGGAGACAAGCAUUCUCUCCCCUAAGGAAGUGUCUCGCCUCCAGGAGCUGGACAUUAAGGAGAUCAGCUGUGGAGAGAAGCACACUCUCAUUGUCACCAAGGAUGGGAAGCUUUACUCGUGUGGCAGUAACGAGUAUGGAGAACUGGGUCACAGUAAACCAAGGUCUCGGGCAGAGUUGGUGAGUUCUCUGAGCAGUAUGCAGGUCAUACAGGCGGCAGGAGGGUCCGAGUUCAGUCUGGUGAUUACGACUGCGGGGGAGGUGUUCAGUUGGGGCAGGAACGACAAAGGACAGCUGGGGCGAGGAAAACUAUCUAAGGAAGAGGAAAGGAAACCAAAACUGAUGAAGAGCCUUGCUGUGUGUACAGUGGUACAGAUAACAUGCGGAGCCAAUCAUUGCCUGGCACUCACCGAUGAUGGUCGUCUGUUUUCUUGGGGUUGUAAUAAAUACGGCCAGUUAGGACUUGGCUCAGGUCACUCAUUCCAUGAUACUCCCCAGCAAAUUGUCUGUCUGCGGGGCAUACCUAUAGCACAGAUUGCUUCGGGGGGUAACCAUAGCUUUAUACUGACCUGGUCCAGAGCAGUGUUUGGAUGGGGCAAAAACAGUUUUGGACAGCUUGGUUUAAAUGAUGAGCAUGAUAAAAGUCAUCCCACUUUAUGCAAGUCUCUGAGGAACCAGAAGGUCAUGUACAUCUCUUGUGGGGAAGACCACACUGUGGCCUUGACCAAGGAAGGUGGUGUUUUCUCAUUUGGGGCAGGGGGUUUUGGGCAGUUGGGACACAACUCCACUCAGAACGAGAUCUUACCUAAACGGGUGAUGGAGCUGAUGGGGAGUGUCAUAUCUCAGGUCGCAUGUGGAAGGCGACACACAGUAGCGUUUUCUCCGUCCAGUGGUAAGAUGUAUGCAUUUGGAUCAGGAGGAUCCGGACAGCUUGGAUUAGGGGAUACCUCAGCUCGUAACUCUCCGUUUCCAAUCCUGAGUCCAAAUUUUCCCAGCACAGGGCGGCGAUUGUCUCAAGUCAUGGACCAUGACGGCUCGUUAUACCUGGUCAAGCAUCUGUACAGCGGGGGAGAUCAUUGCCUACUACUGGCCAGGAAUGCGGAGAUGGGUGGAGAGCCAGAUGAUUUCAGGGAGGUUGACCCCAGUACCCAGAUAACAAUCCUGACCGCUGAGAAAUGUGAAAAGAUCAAAUCUCUACAGCCGGAUGUCAUCACACCAUCAGAACUCGUCGAUGAUGUUUUGAAAAUAUUUUCAAGUUCUGCAUGUUUGAAUGCAUCAUUUUUACUGAAAAAUGAUGAACAUUUCGGCUGUAGCAGUAAGAAUAAUGGCUUAGACAUGGACAAUGUCAGGAAGCUGAUGAACCGAAUCGCUGACGCUAAAAAUGUGAACAUCAUUCAGCAGAUAACAGAGAGCAUUGAGAACCGCCUGUUGAGGUCUCUCCCUCCCUCACCCCCCGACGUGGAGGCUCUCAGAGUCUACCUCAUUCUGCCAGAAUUCCAUUUGUUAUACGAACCCAAAUUCUUCUCAACUCUGAUUGGUCCAUUUGGGAAGUCUAUAGUAGGAUUAGAAAAGGCAGCAUCAAGAGUGCUAGAUAUAUGGUGGGGAUCUCUAAAGCCAAGGUUUUUUAAAAGGAUUUUAGGGAUCUUCAAACAGACAGCAUUAUUAAUUCUUCGUCUGCCAAAUCUCCCUGCCACUAGCAAUAUGGAAGUGAUGAUUCGUUUUGAAAGUUUGAAGGCUUCAUUAGAGGUUCUGAAAAAAUUAAACAAUGUCAAUGACUAUAAUGGUCAAAUAAUUCCUUAUGACAACUUCUACAUACCAGAGGUUACAGAUAUUGUUGACAUUAGAAAAGAUUACGUCAACUGGGUUCACAGGGGGAAAACUCUACCAUCGCCCCAGCUGCAUUUCUGUGAUUAUCCAUUUAUAUUUGAUGCGUCUGCUAAAAGUGUUCUUCUACAGACAGAUGCCUGCAUGCAAAUGCAGUCUGCAUACGAAGAAGUUCAGAGACGAAAUUUCCAGAAUCUGUUUCUUCCUAUUGAUCCAAUAAACCCCAUGUUGAUAUUACACGUGACGCGACAUAACAUUGUAACGGAUACGCUUCAACAACUGUCUCGUCAAGGACCAGCUGAUCUCAAGAAACCACUCAAGGUGAUAUUUGUUAAUGAGGAGGCCAUCGAUGAAGGUGGAGUCAGAAAGGAGUUCUUUCUGCUAUUGAUGAAAGAAAUACUUGAUCCCAAAUAUGGAAUGUUUAAAUUCUUUGAGGAAUCAAGACUGCAAUGGUUCAACCCUAACUCUUUUGAGGACAAACAAAUGUUUCAUCUGAUUGGUGCUGUUUGUGGACUGGCAAUAUAUAACUCCACCAUUAUUGGUCUCAGCUUUCCCCUGGCGCUGUACAAAAAACUGCUCAAUAGAAAAACAACAUUAGAAGACUUGAUGGAGUUGAUGCCUUCAGUUGGCAGAGGUAUGCAUGACCUCUUAGAUUAUGAAGGAGAUGAUGUAGAAGAUGUGUUCUGCUUAACUUUUGAGAUUACAGUAGAGAGUUUUGGAGAAGUUCAACAUAAACCUCUUGUAGAGGGUGGAUCGGAUAGGCCGGUAACCAAAGAUAACAGACAGGAGUACAUAGAUGCCUAUGUAGACUAUUUAUUCAACAAAUCAGUGGAGGACCAUUUCAGUGCUUUUAGCGACGGCUUCCACAAAGUUUGUGGGGGAAAAGUUCUGGAACUUUUCCAUCCACAAGAACUACAGGCCAUGGUAAUAGGAAAUGAAAACUAUGAUUUCCAUGAAUUUGAAAAGAACACGGAAUACAAGGGAGAGUACUACCGACAACAUCCCACGAUCCGACUCUUCUGGGAGGUGUUCCACGAGCUGACCAUUCAGCUCAAAAAGAAGUUCUUAUUAUUUUUGACUGGGAGUGACCGGAUUCCAAUCCUGGGAAUGAAGGCGGUGAAGAUGAUCAUCCAGCCCACCCACGGUGGGAACAGCUACCUCCCCGUCGCCCACACAUGUUUUAAUCUGUUAGACCUCCCCAAGUACCAGGACUAUCGGACCAUGAAAGAGAAGCUCUGUAUGGCCAUAGAACAGACCGAGGGAUUCGGGAUUGUGUAAUCAUGGGAUCUCAAAACUUGUUGAUGAAGAACAGAAUUUUUUGGGGUCGUGCAAGAAACAGUUUAUUCCCUUGAAUGUUUUUAAAGGACACUAUUUAAAACAUUUGAAUUGUUUUUAAUGACUAUUUUUGAAUGAAUAAUCAGGUCCUGUUUGUUGGAUGACAAAUUGUUAUUUCAUAAAAACUGCCCAUCUGAAUUGAUACUGCAGUUCAGAUAAAUCUGCUGAUGAAGAGGAGAGAUGCCCCCUGAUAUACGUGCUUACCGUUAGUUUUCAGGAUUGUUAGGUUAAGAUAUAUAAACAGAUUUCUAGCAAACUUGAUCUCUAAUACAGGUUGUUUUGUUUUCUGUGAUUAAUUUUUAAAGAUUUUACACUGUUUGCCUCCUCAACCAAUAUCAUGUGUCAUUGAAUGAUACUUCUAAAACUUUUGUUUGUACUGGUACCUCAAGACUCUGAUUUCUCUCAUGUUCUCAAAAUUACAUGUAAAAUACCUAUGGUUGUAAAAAUGUAAGAAAAUAUGAACUCCAGUUCUCCUCGAUACAAAUAUAAACACCUUUUCACAGUUUUACAGUAUGUAUUAACAAGGUUACAAAUGUUUACAUGGAAACAAAUACUGUUGUGACAAGACUGUAGCUGCACAUAUUCUGCUAUGUAAGCUUACAUAUGUAUUAACAUGUUUACACUGGUACAAAUACUGUACAAAUCAUACCCUGUAAGUUACAAGGCAUUAAAUGUGGUUUGGAGGUUUUGUACAAGCUUCACCUCAAUUUUUUUCUUGUACUUAAACAAACCCUCACUGCUUUUUCCAAAAAAAGAUCUAAUUUCUGAGUGAUUUAUUUUUUUAAUUUAAGUGUAAAUGGUAUUAAGAAGCAUCACAAUACUUUAAUGCAGAAUGGAUUUUUGAAAGCUGCUAAUAAUUUGACUGUGAUGCUAUGCUGUAAAGGUCAUUUAAUAUUUAAGGUUGUACUGUACCCUCUUAUGUGUAUCAGAACUUACAGAAAGCAGUUAUUGAGGUAUAUAGUAAUGAAUAAGGAAAGUGAAAAUUGCAAUACAUGAUUUUGAUGUUUAUUAUUUUGUUACUUGCCUUUACCCCCCCCCCCCCCCCCCCAUUUCCGUAGCAAUUUUCUCUACCCAUGGCACUGUAACAAAGUAACAAUUUGAGAAAACAUAUCAAUCAAACAACAUUUUAUGAAUGAAUUACAUGCAUGUAUUGUGGUUACUGGUACCAGCGUAUGAAAUAUAAAGAUGAAGACUUGAGUUUGUUAUCAUAGGCACCAAAACUAAAGUUAAGAUUUACUUUCAACCAAUGAUUUAAUUAAAUGUUUCUUCUGUAACUUCCAAUAGUAAAAAGAAUCUAAUAUUAUGCUUGAACCUGCCUCCUGUUAGCUCAAUUGAGCUGAAAGUUCAAGUGAGCUUCUCUGAUCAUUGUUUAUCGGGCAGCCAUCUAUUUGUCCGUCUGUUUUCUGUCUGUAAACUUUUCACAUUUUUGACUUCUACUCUAGAACUGCUUGUUUAAUUUCAACUAAACUUGGCACAAAGCAUCAUUGGGUAAAGCCAUUGUUAAGAACACAACAGUUACUGGUGAGUGCUUUGUAUUUUAUGCUAUAAUGCCAAAUAGACUAAUGUACAAGUAAUGAUGAAGGAUAGAAAGUGAGAUGAUCAUGCUAAAUCAUAAAAUACACAAUGCAUAACAGAAAUAAUUGAAAAAAGAGAUGUAUUUUAUUGUUGAUUUGAAUUUUAUCUUGUGCAUAAUAAAUUUCCAAAGAAUAA
Molecule: messenger RNA, 5258 nt
Organism: Magallana angulata
Lineage: Eukaryota; Metazoa; Mollusca; Bivalvia; Ostreida; Ostreidae
Product: probable E3 ubiquitin-protein ligase HERC4
Exons: 28
Coding region: 330-3491 (1053 amino acids)
Molecular function (GO): ubiquitin-protein transferase activity
Source: RefSeq, a predicted model, not a curated record